Messenger RNA from Adineta steineri, 693 nucleotides. The record is from the annotation of a GenBank genome assembly. NCBI's taxonomy places the organism in Eukaryota, Metazoa, Rotifera, Eurotatoria, Adinetida, Adinetidae.
AUGAUAGAUGACGAGUAUGUUUAUGAAGUUAUCAAUAAUGAAACUACUGCAUAUAUUUGUGCUCAACUUCUUGCUGAAGAAUUUUGUGCACAUAAUCCAAUUACAGUUUUUGAUCAAAUAACAUCAAAAUAUUUUUUUGAAGAAUGUGCAUGGCCAUUAAUGAAAGAUAUGAUGGAUGAAGGGUUAUCAUUUCUUGCAAGGCAUCGUUCCUCGAAAGAAAUUGUUGGUGCUGUUAUAGCUGGUGAUCUAUAUACAUAUCAUCAUAAACAUCCAUACGAUUCUGCGACCCCUCCACAAGCAAUUGCCGCUUCUGAUUUACUUGAUGAAAUGGAAAAUCUUUUUAUUAUACAAGAUUUUGGACGAGCAUUAAAACCAAAUUUAGUUUUACAUAUAACUUUAGCUGCAGUUCGUGUUGAACAUUCUGGUAAAGGUGUAGCAAGUCAAAUGAAUAUGGCUAUGUGUGAUUACGCACGAAAUACAAAAGGAUUUCAAUAUGCUCUUGUACAAAUAACAAAUCAAGUAACACGACAUAUUUUUGUGAAUAAAAUGAAAGGAAAAGAAGUGACAACUAUUGAUCCUACAGUUUGGUUAUGGAAAAAGAAAGAUGAUGGUUUAUUGUGCCCUUACAAAGAUUAUACACAUGGAUUAGUACCGAACAUUCUCAUUGACUUAAAUGCAGACAAUGAAAUUUAA